Messenger RNA from Hypoxylon fragiforme, 1708 nucleotides. RefSeq names its product endoglucanase-4. NCBI's taxonomy places the organism in Eukaryota, Fungi, Ascomycota, Sordariomycetes, Xylariales, Hypoxylaceae. The transcript is spliced from 2 exons. The record is from RefSeq and is a predicted model, not a curated record. Bases 485 to 1216 code for a protein of 243 amino acids.
UGCCCCCUUUCUCUUUAAAAAUACUCAAAUCCAUUCGGAGUGAAAUAUAACGAACCCCCGAGACAUUUGGUGAGGUUUCAUUCGAUUCACGACAGCUACCUCCUAGACCCAAUUAAGCCGGACCCGGAGUGUCCACCCCGUCUCGGCACCGCGUCCUAGCUAGAAAGAGAAUUCCGUAUUACCAUUCGCUUGCACGCCGACUUCUUGUCCAGCCAAUGAUCAUGUUUUAGGAUGAGCCGAGUUACUAUAUAUAGCAGCAAAGAGCUUGCGUACAUGAUACGGUCUCGUCUAUAUCGCUGUGCCCCUGAAGCACUAAGGCUCGCCCUCAUAGGUGCAUGUCGGUAUCAACUGACACCAGUGGCAUAAUGAGUCAGUAUAUGGGGGGUUGAGUCUUAUCAUAAGUAUCCCCCAUCUUUCCAUGAAAUGGUCGAAGUCCAACUCGGUAAAGUAUUCGAGCAUUGAGUUUGACUCAUAAGUUCUUAAGAUGCGGUCUCAUGCUAUCUUCUUUGGCCUUGCUACCUCGUUUCUUGAACUGACCUCAGCGCAUGGCUUCGUUUCGGGGGUAACAGUAAACGACAAGUGGACAGCUGGUUCAGACCCAGUAUGGUUCUACUAUGCUGAGGGAAGCGCUCCGGCCACAGCCGGAUGGGAUGCUCUCAACCAGGACAUCGGCUUCAUCGAACCCGCCAACUUUGGCACGUCAGAUAUAAACUGUCACAAGUCAGCCAAGGUUGGAAAGAACUUUAUCGAUGCCAAAGCGGGCGACAAAGUUACCUUCUACUGGAAUACAUGGCCAGACUCCCACAAAGGGCCCAUCAUUAAUUACAUUGCCCCAUUCAAAGCCACGGCUGGCGACCUCUCGUGGUCCAAGAUUAGCCAGGACAGCAUUAUCAGCAGCAACACCUGGGUGACAGAUUCGCUGAUCGCAAAUAACUUCACGUCCUCAACCACCAUCCCCAAGAACUUGAAGGCAGGCGACUAUGUCAUUCGACAUGAGAUCAUCGCUCUACAUGGCGCUACGAACGAUAACGGGGCUCAGGCUUAUCCCCAGUGUCUGAAUCUUCGGGUCACUGGGAGUGGGAAAGCCUCUCCUAGCUCUGGCACGGCAGGGAGCAAGCUUUACAAGAGAAAUGACCCGGGCAUCAUGUUUAACGUGUAUGGUUCAGCUACUAGCUACCCUUACCCAGGCCCUCAGCUCUGGACUGGCGCGAAUUAGUGGAUCUUUGCAUAUGAUCUCAUUUUCGUAGUUUCAUUGUUCUGUGCUACCUUUAUGUGAUGGUUGAUGGUCCAUUGGGAGAAGACUAGUUAUCUGGUUCGAAUGAUGGAUGACUUGAAAGUUUUCAUACUGGUUGGUCCUCUCAUGUAAGCCAUUGCGGGAGAGAUGAACAACUAUGACAUGGGAGGUUUCAUUACAAUUUUCACUAAAAGUAAAAGGCCGUGAAGCUCAGUGAAUGUAUGGCUGCUAGCCACGCCAGUUCAAUAAAGCAAUCCGUCUUAGUGAUCGACUUCAUUACAUGACUUACAUAGAUACCUGCCCUAACACAGAUAAACACGUGGAUGUGCGAAAUGAUUUCAAGACUCCAAGUAACAUUCGCUCUUUGUUAGCAGUUUUCAUAGGAUAGUAGAUACAAUCUAUAGGUUUGCCCCAAAGUCUUCAAGAUCAUGUAUCAGCUCCUGUAGAUAAGGGAGCAAUGAUUUAAGGUCUUCC